Messenger RNA from Aptenodytes forsteri (emperor penguin), 4732 nucleotides. It is a transcript of the gene CEP15, whose product is annotated as chromosome unknown C3orf14 homolog. The record is from RefSeq and is a predicted model, not a curated record. NCBI's taxonomy places the organism in Eukaryota, Metazoa, Chordata, Aves, Sphenisciformes, Spheniscidae. The transcript is spliced from 5 exons. The coding region runs from base 91 to 486 and encodes 131 amino acids.
CCGUCCCUUCUGCCGCCUCUCGGCCCGGGGUGCCUCCCAAGGGCUUCUGACGAGACCGGGGAGUGACAAAACUGGGGCAAACAACUGAAAAUGUCAUCCUAUUUGGCUCAGGAGGUUCACCUUGCUAGAAGACAUGAAGAGAUACUGUCUCAGAGAUCAGAGCUGCUACAGCAGAUGGAGACUUAUCUAGGAGACAAAAAGACUAAAAAGACAUGGCAAACUCAAGCAGCUGAUGCAGCUCAUAAAAGGAAUGCAGCACUUUUAAAUGAUAUAGAAGCAGCAGAAAAAAAGCUGCAAGAAAGAGUGUAUUUACUUCCACAUCCCGAUACUGUUAAGUUAGAAACUCUCUAUUGGGCAUCAAUUAAAGAAUCUCUUCCCAAGUGGGAACAGUUUCUUUUAGGAAGAGCAGAAGUUCCUAUUGGUUUUAAGAAAAUGAAAACUGCAAACCAGAACGUAAGCUACCCAGAAGAAGAUUCACAAAAAUAAACACUCUAGUUUCAUUUUAUGUUGUAAUUUAUGGCUUAAGCAGACAAGAUCAUCCAGAUCAGGCAACAGAAUAUCAUGCCAUUAAAUUGUAAUGUAAAUUAUUUAAAUGAAAAUUAACCAUAUUGGAUAAUUUGCUUCCAUUGUCACAUUGUAUACAAUUAUUUUUAUUCUGUAGUAGAGAAGCAAUCCUCAAAGUGGCUUUUAGGAUCAAAAGUGAGAAACACUGGUGUAUAGAAACCCACCAAGGCAAUUGCUUUUUCAGUAUGAGAGGAGUUUUAGGUUAUUUUUAAUUCUCUGCUUCUACAUAUAAGUGCGAUAAGUUAAGACAGAUUCAUGCAUUAUCUUUCUUCACUGCAGUCAUCUGUGCUGUAUGUCUCUGUGGAUGAGGGAGAAAGGAGGAAUUUACCGUUAACAGGAAAGGCAGGCUGUUUGAAUCAGAGAGAGUAGCCUUGGUUUAGCACCAGGAACCUGUGUAAAAACCUUCGUGAGAGCAGUUGUAAAAGGAACACCUUGAAUUUCCGCAUCUUGCUUUCCCUGAUUUUUGUCAUUGCCACUGUCAUUGCUUCUACACCUUGCUCCAGUAACCACUGCUGCUUUCUCCAACCUCCUGCUGCCUACUUUGUAUUUCCUGUCUAAUGGGUGGGUAAAGACAGGAAAAAGUAAACAAACCUCUAGGGAUUUUUGCUACUUCUAGGCUGCUCUUAAUGCUAUUUUCUUUAUGUUGACAUAAUCUACAAGUGAGAACUUAUGUUUAGGCAUGAAAAGUUUGAAAGAAGCAAACCGAAAGGUAGCUGGCAGUGGCUGUCCAAGAACCAAGCAUAUAUAGAAGUUGUGGAGGUAAUAUUUUCAUUUUCAGCCAUUGAACAGCUCCUCAGCUUCCUCCUACAGAGGUGCAGUAUCAGUGACCUUUGGUUGUACAGUGGGCUAGCUCGGUAUGAAAAUUUCACUGCUCUAGUGCAGUGCUUUUUAAAGUAUCGGUUAAGGGGAAGAGCCUUCCAAGGAGUGUGACCUGGCCUGCAGAAAUUUAAUCCUUCCUCAGCAAAGAAAGCCUAGAAAAAAAAAAAUUUUUAAAAUUAAGAACCUGGACUUGAGUCAAUAUAUUGUUAAAAUUUAAUCUCAUAUGCAACAACAUACUGAAAAUUUCCUGACCUGAAAGUAGGAGAAGAAAAUUUUACCUCUGCCAGUGUUUGAGGAUAUGAAAAUGUAAUGAUUACAAAUUUUGCUAGGCUACUAGUGAACUGAUCGAUGCAUCUCCAUGCUACAUAGAUGUAUUUUUUUUUUAUAGUAGGGAUGUUUUAAUGACUUUUAUUGAAACUGAGGUACUUCUUAGCAACAUUUCUCAUAAAUGUCCUGACUGCUUUGGAUCUGGGCACUAAAAAGCCUGUGUUCAUUUAGUUAAUUAAACAUAGUUAAGUUAUUCACUGAUUAGCUGUUCAUGGGGAGUUUAUGGUCCAGUCAGAACUAAAGAAUUAACUUCUAGCUGAGAACUAUAGGAAGUCUGGGUAAUCUUUAAGAACCAACAUCUGCAGAUGCUGUUCGUGAAAUUAGGCACUCAGUUUUGUCUGAAUUUAAAUUAGCUGAAGAAUCACUGACACAAUAAAAUCAAAACUUCAGCUGCGAUAUAAAAUUGUUGUAUGUUUUCAAUGGGAAUACUAAGAGUUCAUUUAAAACUUUUUCUAUUGAAGUGUCCAUUAAACUGAUAAGUUUUUACAGAAACUGCCAUCUUAGAAAUAUCCUGUUGAGUGGGUGUUGGUGUUUGUAACAAUAACGUUGUUUUCAUAAUAUGUGAUGGCAGAUUAGCACGCUUCUCUGCAGUGUUGUUAACAGUUGUAAUUAAGGAAUAAACAGUAAAGGGUGUCAGUCCGAUGACAAUUUCAUCUAUAGUGUCACAAUACAAAAUGUCACAAAAUAUUAGAACUGUUAUAUAACUACAAAAAUAUCAAAUUAGGCUUUCAUCUUACAAGCAGAGAGCUUAAAAAAAACCCUGGCAUAGAGACCAUUGCAAUUUUAUACCUACUCAGUGUUCUGUCACAAAGACAACUUGGUAAUAUUUUCUUCUGUAAGAUCACAAAGCGGUUCUCAAUCUGAUUUAGCAGGAAUGUGUAUGGUUCUUAGAGUUGUAGAGCUCAAAUUUAAAAAGCAAAUAAUUGGAACCCAUUGAGCAGACAAGAAGGGAAAAGCUAUUACAGAUGAUGCCCAAAAUGAAGGGAUGGGUGAGCAGUUAGUUGCUAACAAAGGCUAGGAUUCAUCCUGGUCUUUGCAUCCAAAGGGAAAUCACUUAAACUAAAAUCUGGGCCCCUAAGUACUUUAUAUGUGUGAAUAAUCUGGGUCUUUAUCUCUUUGGACUCCGCCUGGGACACAAUGCAGAUGCUCACUAUCUCCUUGGCCCUUUUGAUUUCCCAUGGAAGGAAAGCGAAGUGUGUGAACUGUGAGGGCAUGGCAGCUGGAUGGGUGAGGAUUUUGUAGCGUGCUGUGAAAGGCACCUGCAAGCAGUGUUAGUGUAGUUUUUGUGCUGCAGUUAACUGCUCAGAUACUGUGUUUCUGACUGUUUUGUUGUUGUUGUUACUGGGCAAAGAGAUUAAGAUGAAAAUGAACUUAUCUUCUUUUCAAAGAAGGAAAUUACUUUUUUUUCCUGCAGCAUAGCUUUAGAAGCAAUAGGACAACUAGUGCCUGGAAAACUAUAUAGGAACAUGUCCAGAAACGGAUAAAACGAAGAGAAACAUUUAAAGCAGGAAUGUGUAUAGGUGACUGCUCUCAGAGACAAGGGCCUUCAUGUUGGCCUGUGGUCUGAUAUAAAUAAAUGCAGUUGCAUAUGGCUGUGAAACAGCACAGCAGUAGGGGCAGGGAGGCACGCAGCAGGGCCAUUAAGGUACAGGAGCGAGCGUUUCCUGAUUUGGCACAGACCUCGGGGCAAGCAGUGGCAGGGAACAUAAUUAUAUGGUAUCUCCUGCUAGAUUUGUUGAGUGCACAGUUUAAUUUACUGUGGCUGAGCUAGCUUGCCACUUGCCUUUCUAUAGAUACAAAUUUGGGAAAGCAAAUGUUAGUUAAAUGUGUUUAAAAAAAAAAAAAUUAAAAAAUCCCUAGAGCUGAUUGAUACCGAUACGGUUUAAUAUUGGCUUAACUGAGAUCCUGAAUGAGUAUUCUUCUAUACUCAUGAAAGUAUAGAAGAUAAAGUACUAUAUAUACUAUUCUCACCAAGUCAAGGCUGUUACUUCAACCAUAUUGAUUCUAUGCAGUUAUACCCCAUCUUAUCCCGAGCUUUUAUAUGUAUAGAAAUAUAAAAUAUAUAUAUUACGUUAUAUAUGUAUUUUGUAAUUUCCUACCUAUCUUGGGUAAAUGUUUGUUUUCCUUCAGAACAUAACCUGUUACUCUGUGUUCUUGACUUGCUGCUCGCCCUUUUGUGCUAAAAUAGAUGUAUACAUAAACUGCAGUGGUCCCAAGAGCCUGUUGCUUCUUGGGCUUUUCUGGUGGGUGGGGGAAGGCAACUGGGAGAAGAGCAGUAAGGAAAACCAAAGGUUUUGCCUGUUCGUAAGUUAAUCUUUGAGUAUCUUACAAGAAGAAAUAAUUAAUCAUCCUUUUUUAGGUUUAUGCACAGCUGAGUAACCGCAGUACUAACCCAGGAGCACAGCCUGUUCACCCAUCUUGUCACCUCUACCAUCACAUUCCCGAGCUUUUUACUUUCUCAGUUAUUCUGGCUGUGGGGGCAGUAGCAGAAGGCAUGUUAGUUUUCCCUAGGAUAAGAAAUUUCUUACUCUGCAGAAUCUUUCUCAAGCCUAUUAAUUUCAUUUGAGAGUACAUAUGAAAUAAUAAGGUGGUUUAGAAGCGUGAUAUUUGACACUUACUAUGGUAUCCUCUUGAUUGUAUUUAUUCAGGGUCAUGUUUUCAGAGCUAGAUUUUAGGCUGAGCUUACAGUUCUUCAUUCCUGUCUUUUUCAUUCACAUGGUCAGGGAUGUAGAUGCUCAGUUUGAGCCUGUUGGUACUGAAAAAUAGGAAAACCAAAUUUGAAAUGGAAUGUACUUUUAGAGGUUACAUCUGAAAGAAAACAUUAUUUACUCCAUAAUGGUAGUUUUCAUAAUAUUUUAAUAGUUGUGUUCAGAUACAACUUGACCUUAAAUAUCGCCCCAAAUGCAAGCUGUUUUUUAACAUAUUUGUAAUGCUAAGGUCUUCAUUACUGUAAUAUUGUGUUUGCUCAAGGAUUAUAAUCCACGGAUAUACUGUGUUACGGUUGAAAUAAAGCUUUGAUCCU